CCCCAGCUGGGGAAGAUUCUGUCACCCACACGAUCAAACCUGACACCGGGGCUGAGCUCUGCCCCUAACGCUCUGAAUGUGUCUCUUCCCUCAGUGAAUGUGACUCUGGAUCCGGACACGGCUCAUCCCCGACUCAUCGUUUCUGAGGAUCGGAAAAGUGUGAGGCAGGGAGACAUCCAGCAGGAUCUGCCUGACAACCCCGAGAGAUUUGAUUAUGAGUGCUGUGUGCUGGGCUGUGAGGGAUUCACCUCGGGGAGACAUUACUGGGAGGUGGAAGCGGGGGAUGGGAAGUACUGGGCUGUGGGGGUGGCCAGAGCGUCUGUGAGCAGGAAGGGAGAAUUCAUGUCUAACCUAAACCCUGAGGUGGGGAUCUGGGCUGUGAGGCUGUACGGGGGUCAGUACCAGGUUCUCACCUCCCCAAAGAUUCCCCUGACCCUGAGGCGCGGCCCCAGCAGGAUCCGGGUUUGUCUGGACUAUGAACGGGGGCAGCUGGCAUUUUUUGAUGCUGAGAACCAGGCCCCAAUCUUCACUUUCCCGCCAGCCUCUUUCACUGGAGAGAGAAUCUACCCCUGGCUCUGGGUCAGGGGCGGGUCCCAGCUCAGCCUGUGUCACUGAGGCACGGGGGGAAAUAUCCCACUGAAAUCAGAAUCCCUAGUGUCUAUGAUCUGGGAGGCUCCGUGGGGUCUCUGGACUGUAAACACCAUAGAGAGCAGGAUGUCAUCAAGAAGAAGACGCCAAGCUCAUUGCCCCAGUGAUUGUUCAGUGUAUUUGACUCUGUUCUGUAUGAUCCAGGAGGACUGUAGCCCAGAGACUGACAGCUGGGAACCCAGGGAAGGGGGAAAUGGAAGUGAAAAGGAGGGUGACAGUGAAACUGGUAAAUCCUAUUGGAAGUGAUUGUGUCAUUCAUCUCAAAGAUCAUCCGCUUGCU
Messenger RNA from Chrysemys picta bellii (western painted turtle), 928 nucleotides. NCBI's taxonomy places the organism in Eukaryota, Metazoa, Chordata, Testudines, Emydidae. The record is from RefSeq and is a predicted model, not a curated record.